This is a messenger RNA of Coregonus sp. 'balchen', 17336 nucleotides long. Lineage: Eukaryota; Metazoa; Chordata; Actinopteri; Salmoniformes; Salmonidae. The record is from the annotation of a GenBank genome assembly.
AUCAGAAAUCUUACAGAUCUUCAGAGCCUGCUGGUGGAGAUUGAAAAACAGACGUCAGGAGAGCUGACGUCGGUGGAUGUGAUCUCCUAUGUGGAGGCCCUCUCUCAAUCGGCCUCGCUGAUGAGCUCUGGGGAGAAAAAUCUAACCGUCAAACCAGCCGUGACCAAAGCAAUUCUCAGAGUAAUCUUUAUUUCCACUAGCAAUGCUAUUGCUCUUUUUAGAAGUAGGAUACUAAAUGUUCUUGGCCUAAGGGUAUAUAUAUACAUAUGGUUUCUGUCAUCAUUUAUAAGGCUGCUUAAACUUUGCUGCAUAUACAUUUAAAACAGAGAAAGGGUUGUUCAAUCCAUUAAAAUACACAGUAUGAUUUGUCUUGUUGCUUGAUAUUCAUAAAUGCUUUUGUUAAACUGCCUUCAUUUCUUUUCCACAGACAUUUUUAAAUGUGGUGAACAAUUUGGUUGAGAAGGAUGAGUUGGUGGCCUGGAACAGAAUCAAAAAGGAACACCGGGACUACACCAUAACCAAACUCUUACACACAGUGGAGGAGAGUACCCUGACACUGGCCAGGAAAUAUAAAGCGACUACUGAGAUUGAGAUCAAAGAGAGUGAAAUGGGUAAGAAGAAUUCCACAAUCAUGUCUCUUAGCACGGACACACCGGUAGCGGUUGCCGGCCGAGAGCAGGGGCGUUUCUAGGACUUAAGGACAAAGCCAAAGAGGGAACCCUAGUUGGGUAAUAAAAAACAGCUAAAUGCAUCAAUCUGGUGUACUUUGAGAUGAACAUUGAGAGAUUAGAUUUCUAUUAAGAAUUUGUCAAAAAUAUAUAUACAUUGCCUUGCAAAAGUAUUCAUCCCCAUUGGCGUUUUUCCUAUUUUGUUGCAUUACACCUGUAAUUUAAAUUGAUUUUUAUUUGGAUUUCAUGUAAUGGACAUACACAAAAUAGUCCAAAAUGGUGAAGUUUAAUGAAAAAAAAAAAUAACAGAAAAGUGGUGCGUGCAUAUGUAUUCACCCCCUUUGCUAUGAAGCCCCUAAAUAAGAUCUUGUGCAACCAAUUGCCUUCAGAAGUCACAUAAUUAGUUAAAUAAAGUCCACCUGUGUGCAAUCUAAGUGUCACAUGAUCUGUCACAUGAUCUCAGUAUACAGUUGAAGUCAGAAGUUUACAUACACCUUAGCCAAAUACAUUUAAUCUCAGUUUUUCACAAUUCCUGACAUUUAAUCCUAGUAAAAAAUUCCAGGUCAGUUAGGAUCACCACUUUAUUUUAAGAAUGGGAAAUGUCAGAAUAAUAGUAGAGAGAAUGAUUUAUUUCAGCUUUUAUUUCUUUCAUCACAUUCCCAGUGGGUCAGAAGUUUACAUACACUCAAUUAGUAUUUGGUAGCAUUGCCUUUAAAUUGUUUAACUUGGGUCAAACAUUUCGGGUAGCCUUCCACAAGCUCCCCACAAUAAGUUGGGUGAAUUUUGGCCCAUUCCUCCUGACAGAGCUGGUGUAACUGAGUCAGGUAUGUAGGCCUUGCUCGCACAUGCUUUUUCAGUUCUGCCACACACAUUUUAUAUAGGAUUGAGGUCAGGGCUUUGUGAUGGCCACUCCAAUACCUUGACUUUGUUGUCCUUAAGCCAUUUUGCCACAACUUUGGAAGUAUGCUUGGGGUCAUUGUCCAUUUGGAAGACCCAUUUGCGACCAAGCAUUAACUUCCUGACUGAUGUCUUGAGAUGUUGCUUCAAUAUAUCCACAUCAUUUUCCUUCCUAAUGAUGCCAUCUAUUUUGUGAAGUUCCCUAGUCCUCCUGCAGCAAAGCACCCCCACAGCAUGAUGCUGCCACCCCCAUGCUUCACGGUUGGGAUGGUGUUUCUCAGCUUGCAAGGCACCCCCUUUUUCCUCCAAACAUAACGAUGGUCAUUAUGGCCAAACAGUUCAAUUUUCUUUUCAUCAUACCAGAGGACAUUUCUCCAAAAAGUACAAUCUUUGUCCCCAUGUGCAGUUGCAAACCGUAAUCUGGCUUUUUUAUGGUGGUUUUAGAGCAGUGGCUUCUUCCUUGCUGAGCGGACUUUUAGGUUAUGUCGAUAUAGGACUCGUUUUACUGUGGAUAUAGAUACUUUUGUACCUGUUUCCUCCAGCAUCUUCACAAGGUCCUUUGCUGUUGUUCUGGGAUUGAUUUGCACUAAAGUACGUUCAUCUCUAGGAGACAGAACGCGUCUCCUUCCUGAGUGGUAUGACGGCUGCGUGGUCCCAUGGUGUUUAUACUUGUGUACUGUUGUUUGUACAGAUGAACGUGGUACCUUCAGGUGUUUGGAAAUUGCUCCCAAGAAUGAAUCAGACUUGUGGAGGUCCCAAAAAAAAAUCUGAGGUCUUGGCUGAUUUCUUUAGAUUUUCCCAUGAUGUCAUGAUGUCCCGUGUAGCUCAGUUGGUAGAGCAUGGCGUUUGCAAUGCCAGGGUUGUGGGUUCGAUUCCCAUGGAGGGCUCUGGAUAAGAGCAGCUGCUAAAAUAAAAUAAUAAAAUAAAAGUCAAGCAAAGAGGCACUGAGUUUGAAGGUAGGCCUUGAAAUACAGGUACACCUCCAAUUCACUCAAAUGAUGUCAAUUAGCCUAUCAGAAGCUUCUAAAGCCGAAACAUAUUUUUAUGGAAUUUUCCAAGCUGUUUAACGGCACAGUCAACUUAGUAAAUGUAAACUUCUGACCCAAGUGAAAUAAUCUGUCUGUAAACAAUUGUUGGAAAAUUUACUUAUGUCAUGCACAAAGUAGAUGUCCUAACCGACUUGCCAAAACUAUAGUUUGUUAACAAGAAAUGUGUGGAGUGGUUGAAGAACGAGUUUUAAUGACCCCAACCUAAGUGUAUGUAAACUUCCGACUUCAACUGUAUAUACAUCUGUUCUGAAAGGCCCCAGAGUCUGCAACACCACUAAGCAAGGGGCACCACCAAGCAAGCAGCACCAUGAAGACCAAGGAGCUCUCCAAACAGGUCAGGGACAAAAUUGUGGAGAAGUACAGGUCAGGUUUGGGUUAUAAAAAAAUAUCAGAAACUUUGAAGAUCCCACAGAGCACCAUUAAAUCCAUUAUUAAAAAAUUGAAAGAAUAUGGCACCACAACAAACCUGCCAAGAGAGGGCCGCCCACCAAAACUCACGGACCAGGCAAGGAGAGCAUUAAUCAGAUAGGUAACAAAGAGAGCAAAGAUAACCCUGAAGGAGCUGCAAAGCUCCACAGCGGAGAUUGGGGUAUCUGUCCAUAGGACCACUUUAAGCCGUACACUCCACAGAGCUGGGCUUUACGGAAGAGUGGCCAGAAAAAAGCCAUUGCUUAAAGAAAAAAAGAAGCAAACACGUUAGGUGUUCGCAAAAAGGCAUGUGGGAGACUCCCCAAACAUAUGGAAGAAUGAGACUAAAAUUGAGCUUUUUGGCCAUCAAGGAAAACUCUAUGUCUGGCGCAAACCCAACACCUCUCAUCACCCCGAGAACACCAUCCCCACAGUGAAGCAUGAUGGUGGCAGCAUCAUGCUGUGGGGAUGUUUUUCAUCGGCAGGGACUGGAAAACUGGUCAUAAUUGAAGGAAUGAUGGAUGGCGCUAAAUACAGGGAAAUUCUUAAGGGAAACCUGUUUCAGUCUUCCAGAGAUUUGAGACUGGGUCGGAGGUUCACCUUCCAGCAGGACAAUGACCCUAAGCAUACUGCUAAAGCAACACUCGAGUGGUUAAAGGGGAAACAUUGAAAUGUCUUGGAAUGGCCUAGUCAAAGCCCAGACCUCAAUCCAAUUGAGAAUAUGUGGUAUGACUUAAAGAUUGCUGUACACCAGUGUAACCCAUCCAACUUGAAGGAGCUGGAGCAGUUUUGCCUUGAAGAAUGGGCAAAAAUACCCCAAGACUUGCAGCUGUAAUUGCUGCAAAAGGUGGCUCUACAAAGUAUUGACUUUGGGUGGGUGAAUAGUUAUGCACGCUCAAGUUUUCUUUUCUUUUUUUGUCUUAUUUCAUGUUUGUUUUACAAAAAAAAAUAUUUUGCAUCUUCAAAGUGGUAGGCAUGUUGUGUAAAUCAAAUGAUACAAACCCCCAAAAAUCUAUUUUAAUUCCAGGUUGUAAGGCAACAAAAUAGGAAAAAUGCCAAGGGGGGGCAUUUUUCGCACGCCACUGUAUAUACACUACCAGUCAAAAGUUUGGACACACCUACUCAUUCAAGGGAUUUUCUGUAUUUUUGCUAUGUUUUACACUGUAGAAUAAUAGUGAAGAUAUCAAAACUAUGAAAUAACACAUAUGGAAUAAUGUAGUAAUCAAAAAAGUGUUUAACAAAUCAAAAUAUAUUUUAUAUUUGAGAUUCUUCAAAUAGCCACCCAUUGCCUUGAUGACAGCUUUGCACACUCUUGGCAUUCUCUCAAAUAGCUUCAUGAGGUAGUCACCUGGAAUGCAUUUCAAUUAACAGGUGUGCCUUGUUAAAAGUUAAUUUGUGGAAUGGAUUUCCUUCUUAAUGCAUUUGAGCCAAUCAGUUAUGUUGUGACAAGGUAUACAGAUGAUAACCCUUUUAGGUAAAAGACCAAGUCCGUAUUAUGGCAAGAACAGCUCAAAUAAGCAAAGAGAAAUUAUUACUUUAAGACAUGACGUUCAGUCAAUACGGAACAUUUCAUGAACUUUGAAAAUUUCUUCUAGUGCAGUCGCAAUAACCAUGAAGCGCUAUCAUGAAACUGCCUCUCAUGAGGACCACCACAGGAAUGGAAGACCCAGAGUUACCUCUGCUACAGAGGUAGUGGAUAGUGGGACUAUCAUUUGUUUUCAACAGGACAAUGACCCACCACACCUCCAGGCUGUGUAAGGGCUAUUUUACCAAGAAGGAGAGUGAUGGAGUGCUGCAUCAGAUGACCUGGCCUCCAUAAUCCCCCGACCUCAGACCAAUUGAGAUGGUUUGGGAAGAGUCGGAUGGCAGAGUGAAGGAAAAGCAGCCAACAAGUGCUAAGCAUAUGUGGGAACUCCUUCAAGACUGUUGGAAAAGCAUUCCAAGUGAAGCUGGUUGAAAAAAUGCCAAGAGUGUGCAAAGCUGUCAUGUUGGCAAUUUGAAGAAUUUCAAAUAUAAAAUAUAUUUUUUAUUUGUUUAACACUUUUUUGGUUACUACAUGAUUCCAGAUGUGUUAUUUCAUUGUUUUGAUGUUUUCACUAUUGUUCUACAAUGUAGAAAAUAGUAAAAAUAAAGAAAAACCCUUGAAUGAGUAGGUGUGUCCAAAUGAGUGGUACUGUAUAUAUAAUAAUAAUAAUAAUAAUAAUAAUAGUAAUAAUAAUAAUAAUAACUAGAAAAGUACUUUUCUGAAGAAAAUGUGGUUUGCAUGCUAGCUUGUGAAGGAUUGAUUAAUUGAGAGGAUAGGAUAGCCUGAACAUGUGAAAGUUGGUUUGGUGUCUCUAGCUUGAACAGUUCAAGAGUUACUAUUGGUGGGUUAUUUUAUUCAAAUAUAUGCAAUUGGAUUUUCCGCAAAGGGACAUGCCAUAGUGACGGACAAGAAUCUGAUUGGCGGAGAAGCCCCGUCUUUAUUCACCCGGACAGGCUAAGAUCAACUUAACCUACUAGGUAGCAGGUUUGCUUCAGAGCAGUCGUUGCUAUUGCUCAAAUUUUGGUUUGACAGAUUUCCCUAACUCACUAAUCCGGCUUUCUGGAAUACCCCUCAGCUUGUUAGCUGAUAAGGUAACAUGACUGAACCAGCUUGUUUGUUAUCAAAUAAAUAGGCUACAGUCUGCGAGUAGCAUAGUUUUAAAACGGUAUUUAUCUAAUGUUUCCCUCGAAUUUGCAAUAUAUAUUUUUUUAAAUAGCCUAUCUCCGGUAAAAUGAAUCAUAUCUUUUGUACGGCUUGGGCAAAUUGUUUUCAGUAAAGUAAUGGUGAAACCAUGACAGUCACGACGCUGCGCUUAUUUUUUCUCUAUGGCAUUCAGGUUGCGCUAGGCAGGCACACAUAUAUUUUAAAAGAUAGUUUAUGACUUUUGAAAAAGUAGACUGCUGAAAAUGAGUCAAGGGACGUGGGUUGAUGGGUCCAGAGUGGUCCACUGGGUUGUAAAAUCUUGACCAAUCACAGCAGGCACCGCUAGCUGUGCUUCAUUCCUAGGGCUUCUUGCAGUGCCUACUCUACUGCUUGUAGCGCAAGUGAUGCAGGUUUAUGGAAACUCAUAUCAGAGUACAGCUAGCCAGCAGAUCCGACCCGCUUGUUUACAGCUGCACUAGGGUCGGACAGGCUUCCUUUGCCACAGCGGAGCUGGUGCGAGGUAUGGCUCGGAAAACAUACCUCAAUCCAGGGAUGAGAAAUGCGUUGUACUCCGAAUUGUCCCAUUAUCCCAACUGUUCCACCGAGAUGACAGCUUGUUUUUCCGGAAAACUGUUAUUUUUGUCCUUAUGUUAGGUAGCAGAAGCCAUAGCAGCCAUUUUGGAAUGGCAGUGUCAGCCAAUCAGAUCCUUUGCCAGUAUGCCAAAAAUGUCCUCCCGUCUGCUAUUUUCCGCUUUCCCACACCCAAGGCUAUAAAUUCCUCCCACCAGCAGAUAAGCGGAAUUUGCUGUUCAAGACAUGAUUUGCAUCUCUGGCGGGUAGCCUGCACUCAUAGGACCACUAUAAGCCCUUGGCAGGCCGGUUUUGCAUCUCUGGCAUUUAGCCUCCACUCAGAGGACAGCUAAAAAAAAGAGGACUGAGCACGCCCCCAUUCUCAUCGAUGGGGCUGUAGUGGAACAGGUUGAGAGCUUCAGGUUCCUUGGUGUCCAAAUCACCAACAAGUAGAUAAUAAUCUAUCAAUAUAUAAAAAAUAAGCGAUGACAGGGUUUGAAGCUGAAAGAAUUGCUUGCCUCUGACUGGUAGUGUCGCCUGUCGGGAGAAGGGCGGCUGGGUCGUGAGGAAAACGUCACAUCAGCAGGAGGAACAUGGCUGCCGCCUGAUUCAAGCAACCUAUCACGAGUUCCCCGUCAGUGAGGACGAUGGGUAAAAAAGCUCCAUAACGGCUGCUGUGGCUACUGCUAGCUAGCAUGAGGACAAAAACAGCAGUUUAUUUAAAAAACAGCAGUUGUUCAAUCUUCUCGGUGUAACAGUUGGGAUAAUGGAACAAUUCAGAGUACAACGCAUUUCUCAUCCCCUGAUUAAGAUACGUUUUCCGAGUGAUAUCUCGCGCCAACGCCGCAGUGUCUUAAUCUACACAUGAAGCCUGUCCAACCCUAGUGCAUCUGUAAACAAGCGGGUCGGCUCUGCUGUCUAACGUACAACCCGCAAUUUCAAAAUUCUUCGACCAUCAAAAGGUUUGGGGCUGGACUAAAAACAUUUGGGUCUGAAGUCCCGGAAGCCCACACUGUAAAACUUUUCCCUUUAAAUUGACAGCAUUAUACUGGCACCAGAGUUGCCAGCUUAAUACUGUCAUUUUACUUUACAGCAGAGAUGCUGUAAUAUAUUUUAUAGUACUAUUUUCCUUAUUAUAAAACAUUUUCCUUACUGUAAAUAUAGUACUGUCAAAAAUAUAACAGCAUCUGUUAUAAAGCAAAAUUACAAUAUUAAGCUGGCAAUUCUGGUGCCAGUAUAAUGGUGUAAAUGUAUAGUGUAAUUCUCCCUGAAAAAAACGAUACAUUUUUACAUAAAAUACAUUUAUUCAAUUGGUGACAACAAAUGAACAACAGAAUUGACAAUAGAAGUAACAACAGUUAACACAUGUAACCAAAUAAGAGCAUCAUUAAAACACUAGUUUAAAAACCAUAUUGUGUGCCUGUGUGUGGGAGAUGUGGUGGAGAGAGAGACAAAGAGAGAGCGAGAGAUGGAGUUAAAAUUGGGAUUGGCUACAAUCCUAGAUCUAUGAUCAGGGGCAACUCUAUUCAGGUUAAGGGGUUUCAGAGGCGGUGGAACACACAACGGGACAGUUUGGGCAGGAGAGCAUCCAGGAGAGAGAUGUCAGUGCAGCAUCUAGUGUUCCUCAUGGGGCGCCGUAACAAUCCUCCUCAGUUCUGAUUUGUUAGCUCUUCUCAGCCCUAGGACAAGCAUAGAAAAAUAAAGAAUACGGUAUAAUGAGAGACAGAGAGCACCAGGGCUGUUACACUGUGGGUAAAAAGAAAGGGGACAUAUCAAGCAGGUGGCGUGUGUGUUUUGUAUUUACCUCACUAGAGGUCUCCUGUGACCAACAGAUGCAUAUCUGUAUUCCCAGUGAAAAUGUGUGAAAUCCAUAGAUUAGGGCCUAAUUUAUUUAUUUCAUUUUACUAAUUUUCUUAUAUGAACUGUAACUCAGUAAAAUCUUUGAAAUUGUUGCAUGUGUGUUUAUAUUUUCAGUGUAGUUUAUGAAAUCAGUUGAGCCAUUGAACAAAUACUAAUAAGACAGCUAGAUACACCUAUUUCAAACCAAUAAAUACACAAUACCACAGAUUAUUUUACCAGACUCACAACAUUUUAUUUAAUUUCUCUGCCACCAAAUGUUUAUAUACUACUGGUCAAGUGAACAGGCUUGGCUAAUACUGUAACAUUAUGGAACAAUGUUUUUGAGAGGUUAUACGGACACGGGCGAAUGUUGCACAGCUGAGAGCCGAGUGAACAGUGACAAGUAAGGAGGACAUUGUUAUUUUUUUAUUUUUUUUAUUUUUUUAUUUAACCUUUAUUUAACCAGGUAAGCCAGUUGAGAACAGGUUCUCAUUUACAACUGCGACCUGGCCAAGAUAAAGCAAAGCAGUGCAAUAAAAACAACACAGAGUUACAUAUGGGGUAAAAAACAUAAAGUCAAAAAUACAACAGAAUAUAUAUAUACAGUGUGUGCAAAUGUAGCAAGUUAUGGAGGUAAGGCAAUAAAUAGGCUAUAGUGCAAAAUAAUUACAAUAGUAUUAACACUGGAAUGCUAGAUGUGCAAGAGAUUAUGUGCAAAUAGAGAUACUGGGGUGCAAAAUAAAUAACAAUAUAGGGAUGAGGUAGUUGGGUGGGCUAAUUUCAGAUGGGCUGUGUACAGGUGCAGUGAUCGGUAAGGUGCUCUGACAACUGAUGCUUAAAGUUAUUGAGGGAGAUAAGAGUCUCCAGCUUCAGAGAUUUUUGCAAUUCGUUCCAGUCAUUGGCAGCAGAGAACUGGAAGGAAUGGCGGCCAAAGGAGGUGUUGGCUUUGGGAAUGACCAGUGAGAUAUACCUGCUGGAGCGCAGACUACGGGUGGGUGCUGCUAUGGUGACCAAUGAGCUAAGAUAAGGCGGGGAUUUGCCUAGCAGUGAUUCAUAGAUGGCCUGGAGCCAGUGGGUUUGACGACGAACAUGUAGUGAGGACCAGCCAACAAGAGCGUACAGGUCACAGUGGUGGGUAGUGUAUGGGGCUUUGGAGACAAAACGGAUGGUACUGUGAUAGACUACAUCCAAUUUGCUGAGUAGAGUGUUGGAGGCUAUUUUGUAAAUGACAUCGCCGAAGUCAAGGAUCGGUAGGAUAGUCAGUUUUACGAGGGCAUGUUUGGCAGCAUGAGUGAAGGAGGCUUUGUUGCGAAAUAGGAAGCCGAUUCUAGAUUUAACUUUGGAUUGGAGAUUCUUUAUGUGUCUGGAAGUUGAGUUUACAGUCUAACCAGACACCUAGGUAUUUGUAGUUGUCCACAUACUCUAGGUCAGACCCGUCGAGAGUGGUGAUUCUAGUCGGGUGGGCGGGUGCCAGCAGCGUUCGAUUGAAAAGCAUGCAUUUAGUUUUACUAGUGUUUAAGAGCAGUUGGAGGCUACUGAAGGAGUGUUGUAUGGCAUUGAAGCUCGUUUGGAGGUUUGUUAACACAGUGUCCAAUGAAGGGCCAGAUGUAUACAAAAUGGUGUCGUCUGCGUAGAGGUGGAUCUGAGAGUCACCAGCAGCAAGAGCGACAUCAUUGAUAUACACGGAGAAAAGUGUCGGCCCAAGAAUUGAACCCUGUGGCACCCCCAUAGAGACUGCCAUAGGUCCAGACAACAGGCCCUCCGAUUUGACACACUGAACUCUAUCUGAGAAGUAGUUGGUGAACCAGGCGAGGCAGUCAUUUGAGAAACCAAGGCUAUUUAGUCUGCCAAUAAGAAUGCGGUGGUUGACAGAGUCGAAAGCCUUGGCCAGGUCGAUGAAGACGGCUGCACAGUACUGUCUAUUAUCAAUCACGGUUAUAAUAUCGUUUAGGACCUUGAGCGUGGCUGAAGUGCACCCAUGACCAGCUCGGAAACCGGAUUGCAUAGCGGAGAAGGUACGGUGGUAUUCGAAAUGGUCGGUGAUCUGUUUGUUAACUUGGCUUUCAAAUACUUUCGAAAGGCAGGGCAGGAUGGAUAUAGGUCUGUAGCAGUUUGGAUCUAGAGUGUCACCCCCUUUGAAGAGGGGGAUGACCGCGGCAGCUUUCCAAUCUCUGGGGAUCUCAGACGUUAUGAAAGAGAGGUUGAACAGACUAGUAAUAGGGGUUGCGACAAUUUCGGCGGCUAGUUUUAGAAAGAAAGGGUCCAGAUUGUCUAGCCCAGCUGAUUUGUAGGGGUCCAGAUUUUGCAGCGCUUUCAAAACAUCAGCUGUCUGAAUUUGUGUGAAGGAGAAGCGGGGGGGGCAUGGGCAAGUUGCAGCAGAGGGUGCAGAGUUGGUGGCCGGGGUAGUGGUAGCCAGAUGGAAAGCAUGGCCAGCUGUAGCAAAAUGCUUGUUGAAAUUCUCGAUUAUUGUAGAUUUAUCGGUGGUGAUAGUGUUUCCUAGCCUCAGUGCAGUGGGCAGCUGGGAGGAAGUGCUCUUAUUCUCCAUGGACUUUACAGUGUCCCAAAACUUUUUGGAGUUAGUGCUACAGGAUGCAAACACCAUUGUCCCGGUGUUGUUCCGUUAAUGCUCUCCCCAUUGAGUAUACUGUAUCACGGGGACAUCUAGAUGGCUACCAAUGUUAGUAAUUUAUUUUGUAUGCUUCUAUCUUCCUUGAAAUCUAAUCCUGGGAGGAAAAAUAAAUGGCCAUGUUACUACCUACCAACGGCGACACUGUGAUAGAGCUGCCCAGUGGACGCACUUAAGGUCGGCAGGCACCUCAAUACAAUACCGGUGCACUGGUAAUUCGCAUUGGCUUUAGCGGGUGAUGCUGUGGCCCGUCAAUCCGAAAAAUAAUGAUGUUGUGCCGGUAAUUUGUGUAAAAUCUUUUGAACUGCUAGAAACAAGCCAUUUUCUCUGUAGUAAUGGUGAAAACAUAAUGGUCACGAAUCUGCGCUCCAUUUAUUCUCUAUGGCACUCAGAGGCUGCGGUACAGCGAAGCCUAUCAUCACAACAAUUAUUAUCUGGGUGAUUUGUUUUCUAGGUCGCACAUAAAUAUAUUUACGAGCAAUUUAGAGCAGACCGAAAUGGCUUGUCAACUUGAGAUAGCUUACUAUAGCUAGCUAGCAAACGUAAGGCAGCUAUCUAGCUAAGAAAACAUGUAGUAAUUCAACGUUGGUUAGCAAUAAAGAUAAACAAGUCAAGGUACCUACUCAGCAGCUGCUGAAAAUAUUCUUCCACUUCACAGCAGCUUCAAGAAUAUAUUUACUAAAAUAGUCUGAGCUUUAUGUGUCUCACCUGACAGCAUGAGGUUGGCGCCUGAAACUGAUCAUUUGAAUCUACAGUAGGAAUAAGCUAUUACUGUAAAGAAAUAUAGUAUGUUAGAGUAAUUUUUACUGGAGGCUUCCAAUUACAGAUAAUAACAGUAUUACAUUUUACCCAUAAUGCAGUGCAAUCUACAGCAUGUAUGCUGUUAAAGUGAUUGACGUAUUUUUACUGUGCAUUCUACAGUGUUUUACUGUUGAAAUUACAGAAAAGUCUUACAGUGCAGGCCUAAUGACCGAGUGUACUUGGCACCUCUGAACAGAGUGCCAACCAUAAUUUGAAAACCGAUUCUACAUGUAGAAACCAGCGAAAAUGUCGGCAGUCAGACGCCUACCGGCAGUUGGAAAUCCGUUCUCUAUUGACGCAGAUGCUGUAUUAAUCACAAUUAUUAUUCCACUCAACUGAAUAAUUUCUGUUCUUUCAUAUACAGAAAUUAAACUCUACACUUUUGAUGUCCAGCAAACAAAGAAAACCGAGCUCUCUGUCUCCAUGGGAGGAGAUCGUAUCAGUUUAAAUCCAAAAAGGCAGGAGGGAAACAAAAAUGGUAAGAGAUCGGAUGAAAGGAAAAACAACAUUCAUGACAACAUUAAGGCAUUAAUGUCAGCUAAAGAUGCAUUUAAAUGUGAUGAGAAUCUUAUCAAAGUAACAAGUCAAAUGUUAUUGUUUUUGGGGGAUCCUCUACAUUUGUCAAAUGUAGAACCAAACACUAGCACUUACUGUAUCAACAUCUGAUAUAAACUUCAAUAUUACUACAUUCAAAUUCAAUAUUUUUUUUUCUGUACAUCAGGAAGUGUGUCCAUAGUUUUCCUGCGGUAUGACAGUGUCGGUGGCAUCCUGAAACCAAACACUGACCCUGGUGUUACAGACUACACGCGCUACGCAGAAACAGGGGAAAUCGUUGUGAACUCUCAGGUGAUAGCGGCCGCCAUCAAACCUGCUGACAUGUACCAGCUGGACCAUGUGACCUUCACUCUCAGACACACAGAGGUAUGCUCACAGUCACACAGACAGCCUAGACUGAUCCAUUAGCUCUCCAGCGGCAGACCGCUAACUUGUGACGCACAUACUAAAUUACAACACUCCUAUAAAUCCUGUUUUGAUGUCAAUGGGAGAUUUGUGCUACAAUUCAAGUUAAGUUAUGGAGAGUUGUGAUUAAUAUGCAUGGUCUUAUGUUAGCUUACAAGUGCAUGCAGGCACGAUAUGGUCAUUCAGUAUUUCCACAAUCAAAAGGUAGCCAUUUGUUUUUCACGAACCACCCCAUUUAUUUUGUAUUUUUUUCAGACACAUACAGUGAGGGAAACAAGUAUUUGAUCCCCUGCUGAUUUUGUACGUUUGCCGACUGACAAAGAAAUGAUCAGUCUAUAAUUUUAAUGGUAGGUUUAUUUGAACAGUGAGAGACAGAAUAACAACAACAAAAUCCAGAAAAACGCAUGUCAAAAAUGUUAUAAAUUGAUUUGCAUUUUCAUGAGGGAAAUAAGUAUUUGACCCCCUCUCAAUCAGAAAGAUUUCUGGCUCCCAGGUGUCUUUUAUACAGGUAACGAGCUGAGAUUUGGAGCACACUCUUAAAGGGAGUGCUUCAAAUCUCAGCUUGUUACCUGUAUAAAAGACACCUGUCGACAGAAGCAAUCAAUCAAUCAGAUUCCAAACUCUCCACCAUGGCCAAGACCAAAGAGCUCUCCAAGGAUUUCAGGGACAAGAUUGUAGACCUACACAAGGCUGGAAUGGGCUACAAGACCAUCGCCAAGCAGCUUCGUGAGAAGGUGACAACAGUUGGUGUGAUUAUUUGCAAAUGGAAGAAACACAAAAUAACUGUCAGUCUCCCUCGGCCUGGGGCUCCAUGCAAGAUCUCACCUCGUGGAGUUGCAAUGAUCAUGAGAACGGUGAGGAAUCAGCCCAGAACUACACGGGAGGAUCUUGUCAAUGAUCUCAAGGAAGCUGGGACCAUAGUCACCAAGAAAACAAUUGGCAACUCACUACGCCGUGAAGGACUGAAAUCCUGCAGCGCCCGCAAGGUCCCCCUGCUCAAGAAAGCACAUAUACAGCCCCCUCUGAAGUUUGCCAAUGAACAUCUGAAUGAUUCAGAAGAGAACUGGGUGCAAGUGUUGUGGUCAGAUGAGACCAAAAUUAAGCUCUUUGGCAUCAACUCAACUCGCCGUGUUUGGAGGAGGAAGAAUGCUGCCUAUGACCCCAAGAACACCAUCCCCACCGUCAAACAUGGAGGUGGAAACAUUAUGCUUUGUGGGUGUUUGUCUGCUAAGGGGACAGGACAACUUCACCGCAUCAAAUGGACGAUGGACGGGGCCAUGUACCGUCAAGUCUUGGGUGAGAACCUCCUUCCCUCAGCCUGGGCAUUGAAAAUGGGUCGCGGAUGGGUAUUCCUGCAUGACAAUGACCCAAAAUACACGGCCAAGGCAACAAAGGAGUGGCUCAAGAAGAAGCACAUUAAGGUCCUGGAGUGGCCUAGCCAGUCUCCAAACCUUAAUCCCAUAAAAAAUCUGUAGAGGGAGCUGAAGGUUCGAGUUGCCAAGCGUCAGCCUCGAAACCUUAAUGAAUUGGAGAAGAUCUGCAAAGAGGAGUGGGACAAAAUCCCUCCUGAGAUGUGUGCAAACCUGGUGGCCAACUACAAGAAACGUCUGACCUCUGUGAUUGCCAACAAGGGUUUUGCCACCAAAACUGUGGUCCUCUGUAGCUCAGCUGGUAGAGCACGGUGCUUGUAACGCCAAGGUAGUGGGUUCGAUCCCCGGGACCACCCAUGGAUAAAAGCGUCUGCUAAAUGGCAUAUUAUUUAUUAUAUAUUUACUAAGUCAUGUUUUGCAGAGGGGUCAAAUAUUUAUUUCCCUCAUUAAAAUGCAAAUCAAUUUAUAAAAUUUUUGACAUGCGUUUUUCUGGAUUUUGUUGUUGUUAUUCUGUCUCUCACUGCUCAAAUAAACCUACCAUUAAAAUUAUAGACUGAUCAUGUCUUUGUCAGUGGGUAAACGUACAAAAUCAGCAGGGGAUGAUAUACUUUUUUCCCUCACUGUAUUUUGCCAUAACAUAUCCAAUUCUGCUAUUUUAUUCCCUUUCUUUUGAAGCCUAUUGACACCAAAGAUGAUGAAACCAAAUGUGCCUUCUGGGAGUAUGAUCCGUCCAGCAUGCAGGGCCAUUGGGCCACACAGGGCUGUGAGCAAACCCACGUCAACAGCACCACCACCACAUGCUCCUGCAAUCACCUCACACACUUCGCCAUUCUUAUGUCUUCUGGACGGGCCAACGUAAGUGUCCAUACCAUCCAUAUGAAUGCAUUCCAAUUCCCUGUGGCUGUCUCGUUGGUUAUCUAAACAUCUUGCAUCAAAGGCAAAAUGGAAGUGAUUUUCAAUAGAAAAGACUAGCUAACUUGUAUUUAUUUUAUUUUUUUAAAGGAGAGUGGAAUUGCACCCUCCUUUAUAUUUUGUGUUGUUUAUUCAGACAGCACAUAAAUAUAGAGGGAUAUAGGACAGGAGACAAGAAAAUGUGAAUGGUGUCCAUGGGGAUUGAACCAACCACCUUUUGGUCUCUAUGCUUAGUAUUGGGGGCUAUACCAUUCAACCACACAAGUGCACUAGAUUGUAGGUUUAACAUCUUAAAGUCUGACGCCUUCUGGUGGCCUUUUCUAAACAACACAUAAUAUUGUAUAAUACCCUCAUAAAAUACAGAGAUACAGCAGGCCAACAUUUUUUGAAAUGUACUACGUUUUUCGUUCGGGGAAUAAGAGAUUUGGAAGUCAAGAUUUGAAAUAAAAUAUGUCCCCAAUUACUGUCCCAAAAUGAUUUUUUAAGUAAAUGAAAAAAAAAAGGUCAGAUCGUUUACUUAAUGGUUUCCAAAAACACAAGGGCUGUAGCUUUCAAAUUAUAUGUCACUUUCUAUUUUCUGACAACAACAAAACUGGGGGAGAAGCAGGGAGAGGGGGGAUAUGAGUUCUGAGCUGUAAAAAGGAUGCACCUUCUCACUGUGUUGGUUCUUCUUUUCAGAUGGCGGCCCACUACAACAUUCUGACCAGGAUCACUCAGCUGGGAAUGAUCAUCUCCAUCAUCUGCCUGUCCAUGUGCAUCUUCACCUUCUGGUUCUUCAGUGAGAUACAGAGUACCAGAACCACCAUUCACAAGAACCUGUGCUGCAGCCUCUUCAUGGCUGAGUUCAUCUUUCUGGUCGGGAUCAAUAUGAACACCCAUAAAGUGAGCACUGACUGCACUUCGGCUCCAAUAAAUAUUGAACAGCAUAUUCUUGAACAUAGCCAGACAGUAUGUUCCAUAAAGUGAACCAGUGUGUAUGUGUGUGUGUGCCUCUGUCUGCAUCUCCUUUGCAUUUGUUUACAUAUGUAGUCACCCUUGUCUUAUAAGAUUUCAUAGAUGGUAAGUCUGUCUAAUAUGAUAAAGGUCAAUUUUGUUUCUCUCUUUGUCUGCCCUCAGCUAUUCUGCUCCAUCAUUGCUGGGCUUCUCCAUUAUUUCUUCUUAGCGGCUUUUGCCUGGAUGUGCAUUGAGGGGAUCCAUCUGUACCUUAUAGUGGUUGGUGUCAUCUACAACAAAGGAUUCCUGCAUCGCAACUUUUACAUCUUUGGAUAUGGAAGCCCUGCAGUGGUGGUGGCCAUUUCGGCUACACUUGGCUCCAAGUAUUAUGGUACCAAUAAGGUGUAAGUAGAAAAAGGGAGUGUGCUUGUUAGGUGUUGUUUUAGCACUACACACCAGCAUGUGGUUAAACAUUGUUUUAUGUUUCAAAGGUGUUGGCUGAGCACAGAAAAUAACUUUAUUUGGAGUUUCAUUGGGCCUGCGUGUUUGAUUAUCCUGGUAAGGUUCAACAUUUUAAUUUCAUCAAAUUAUUUUCAAUAAAUCUUCACAAAUUUUAUUGGACAUUCAAGAAUUUCCUUUCUUUCAGAAAUGUCUGGAAGCACAUUGAUUCAUUCAUAUACAACAUGUUAUCAUUUUGCAUGUCAGUAAUUGGUAAUAAAGUUUAUGACAUUCCAUAAUUACAUCAAGAAGUUGUUUGCUCCAAACAACAUGUUGUAGUAGUUUUAGGUUGUUUCUCAUGGUUUUGUAUGUGUCUAUCUGGUCUAAGGUCAAUCUCCUGGCUUUUGGAGUGAUCAUUUACAAAGUGUACCGACACACUGCUGUGAAGAAGCCCGAGAUUAGCCACUACGAAAACAUAAGGUAAGCCUGAUAUUGACUUUUAGCCAAAGACCCAGUGCUUGUUGAGUACUCAACAUGUGUAAAAAAUAUAUAUAUUAUUGUUACAGUUAGUAAAAUUGUCACACAGAAGUACUGAAUAUUGAGCAGAUACUUUAUGUUAGGGAAGAACUUGAGCUACAAACGUUAGCAUUAAGCUGAUUUGUAUGAGCCUUGAGUUAAGCACACAUACUGUACAUCAAGUCCAGAAUAUGGCUCACAAUGACAAAAGCAUAUAUGGUCCUUCUAGGUCCUGUGCUCGUGGUGCCCUUGCCCUUCUGUUUGUCCUGGGCGCCACCUGGACAUUUGGUGUGUUGCACAUCCUCAACGAGACCACUCUCACAGCCUAUCUCUUCACCAUUGCCAACGCUUUCCAAGGGAUGUUCAUCUUCAUCUUCCUCUGUGUGUUGUCCAGAAAGGUAACACCUUCCUCUCAAUUAGGUUCAUAAUUAUGGCCCAGAGUUUUGCCUGGUCAGAUCAUAUGGUCAGUAGAUAAACAACUUCUGGCCCUAUUUGUAAUUACUUGAGCAUUCCUUAGUUUAAUUUCUUUAUUAUAAAAAUGUUGUCAUAUUUUACCUCAUCCACCCACUGAGGCUAACUAAUGUGUUAUACAUUCGCCAUUCCAUUUGACUUUAACAGAUCCAAGAGGAGUACUACCGGCUGUUCAAAAAUGUGCCAUGUUGUUUUGAGUGCCUGAGAUGA